This is a messenger RNA of Rangifer tarandus platyrhynchus (Svalbard reindeer), 1776 nucleotides long. The record is from the annotation of a GenBank genome assembly. NCBI's taxonomy places the organism in Eukaryota, Metazoa, Chordata, Mammalia, Artiodactyla, Cervidae.
AUGGCGCCGCCGGUGACGGAAAGGGGGCUGAAGAGCGUCGUGUGGCAGAAGAUAAAAGCAACAGUGUUUGAUGACUGCAAGAAAGAAGGCGAAUGGAAGAUAAUGCUUCUAGAUGAAUUUACCACUAAGCUUUUGGCAUCAUGUUGCAAAAUGACAGAUCUUCUAGCAGAGGGUAUAACUGUUGUGGAGAAUAUUUAUAAAAAUCGAGAACCUGUCAGACAAAUGAAAGCUCUUUAUUUUAUCUCUCCAACAUCAAAGUCUGUAGACUGUUUUUUACGUGAUUUUGGAGGUAAAUCAGAGAACAAAUAUAAAGCCGCGUAUAUCUACUUCACUGACUUUUGCCCUGACAGUCUCUUUAACAAAAUUAAGGCUUCUUGCUCCAAGUCGGUAAGAAGAUGUAAAGAAAUAAAUAUUUCCUUCAUUCCACUUGAAUCUCAGGUAUAUACUCUUGAUGUACCAGAUGCAUUCUAUUACUGUUACAGUCCAGACCCAAGUAAUGCAAAUGGAAAAGAUACCAUCAUGGAAGCAAUGGCUGAGCAGAUAGUUACAGUAUGUGCUACCCUGGAUGAAAAUCCUGGAGUAAGAUAUAAAAGUAAACCUCUAGAUAAUGCCUGUAAGCUUGCUCAGCUUGUUGAAAAAAAGCUUGAAAACUACUACAAGAUUGAUGAAAAGAGCCUAAUAAAGGGUAAAACUCACUCCCAGCUCAUAAUAAUUGAUCGUGGCUUUGAUCCUGUGUCCACUGUCGUGCAUGAACUGACCUUUCAGGCAAUGGCAUACGAUCUACUGCCGAUUGAGAAUGACACAUACAAGCAAACAGAUGGGAAGGAAAAGGAGGCAAUCCUUGAAGAAGAUGAUGACCUCUGGGUCAAAAUUCGACAUCGCCAUAUUGCAGUUGUAUUAGAGGAAAUUCCCAAGCUUAUGAAGGAAAUUUCAUCAACAAAGAAAGCAACAGAAGGAAAGACAUCACUUAGUGCUCUUACCCAGCUGAUGAAGAAGAUGCCCCAUUUCCGUAAACAGAUUACUAAGCAAGUUGUUCAUCUUAACUUAGCAGAAGAUUGCAUGAAUAAGUUCAAGCCUAAUAUAGAAAAGCUCUGCAAAACUGAACAGGACCUGGCACUUGGAACUGAUGCAGAAGGACAGAAAGUCAAAGAUGCUAUGCGAGUACUCCUUCCAGUUCUACUCAGCAAAAGUCAUGAUAAUUAUGAUAAAAUAAGAGCAAUCCUACUUUAUAUCUUCAGUAUUAAUGGAACUACAGAAGAAAACUUGGACAGGUUGAUCCAGAAUGUAAAGAUAGAAAAUGAGAGUGACAUGAUUCGUAACUGGAGCUACCUUGGUGUUCCCAUUGUCCCUCCAUCUCAUCAAGGCAAACCAUCAAGAAAGGAUCGGUCUGCAGAAGAAACUUUUCAACUGUCUAGAUGGACGCCUUUCAUCAAAGAUAUUUUGGAGGAUGCCAUUGAUAACAGAUUAGAUUCAAAAGAGUGGCCAUAUUGUUCCCAGUGCCCAGCAGUCUGGAAUGGCUCAGGAGCUGUAAGUGCUCGGCAGAAACCCAGAACUAGUUACUUAGAGGAUCGAAAAAAUGGGUCUAAGCUGAUUGUUUUUGUGAUCGGAGGAAUUACAUACUCUGAAAUGCGUUGUGCUUAUGAAGUUUCUCAGGCACAUAAGUCCUGUGAAGUUAUUAUUGGAUCCACACAUAUUUUAACACCCAGAAAGCUGUUGGAUGAUAUAAAGAUGCUGAAUAAGCCCAAGGAUAAAGUCUCCUUUACUAAAGAUGAAUAA